Molecule: messenger RNA, 801 nt
Organism: Gongylonema pulchrum
Lineage: Eukaryota; Metazoa; Nematoda; Chromadorea; Rhabditida; Gongylonematidae
Source: the annotation of a GenBank genome assembly
AUGUUUCAGCUGCACAGUUUGCCGGUGUUGCUAUCAUUCCUAGCCCCAGUACUUGCUGUUUAUCACAAUGCGAGUGUCGUGGUUGAAGAUCCCAACAGAGAAUCCGAUCAUUUGCAGAUGCCUGCCGGGACGACAUGGCAAUCACAGCACGUGGAUUACACGGAUGCGCAGCCAGGACCAUCGUGGGCAGACCGGCCUGCAGGUUAUCCGGAGGCAUAUGGUGUGUCAAGUUCUUCGUCCACGAGAAGAUUCAUUCGUCAACAAUCAACCGAUUCUGUUCGAUCGGAUAGGUGCACAUCUACAACCGAUUUACAAGGAUCUACAACGGAAACAUGUGAAUCUGGAUCGGAAUACGACUCAGAUUACAAACCAAAUUUGCUUCAGCAGUCAAAAACGAAAAAAAGCAAACCGAAGUCGCAAGCUGGCCAUAGAGCGCGUGGAGUACCCAUUCCGACGCGUGAUCGUUUGCAGAACAUUCAGUACCGGCGUAAUGAACAGAAAGCACGGGAACGAAAUCGCAGGCGCGAAAUUAGUGAUGCUUAUGACAGACUCCAAGAUCUAAUUCCUUUGAAGCCAGAGAUGAAGGAAAACCUUUCGAGAUUCAAAACUCUGUUGUUUGCAAUGGAAUAUGUCAAGGCAUUAAACCGAACAUUGCUCAACGAACCUCCGCCAACCGCUGCACCAAACUCCGACGAACCACACAUUGACGAAUGGCAGCGUAUACGUGAUGAUUCACUUAAUAGAGUAUUGUACUCUCGCACGCAACGAGAAACAGCAACUGUGCCAAUGCACUGGCAGUGA